AUGACGGAUUUGGGCAGUGCGCUGCUGCGCACAGCUUUGAAGCUGCUACUCGGCCUCUACCUCUUCUACAAACUAUUCAGCUUCGCUCGACAUUAUAUCCAUGCCCGCCACGCUGGCUUCCCAAUUUUCGUGUCCCCGGUCUUCUCCAAGGCCAUUCCCUUUCUGGUUCUCGCACCAGCUUUGCAGCCAGUUCUCCGGAAAUAUCUCCCUGAGUGGAUCUACGAUCGACUGGAUCUUCUUAUUCUCGGCUGGGAGUUUCGUAGCAAGCGAAGGUACCAGGAACGGCUAGGGAAGGUGUUCAGCAUAGUUACUCCCGAUGAGUGCGCUCUGGUCGUUGCUGAUGCAGAUAUCGGCACUCUCAUCUUACAGCGCAAGAACGACUUCCUCCAAGCCCCAAUCACGGCAACCUUUAUGGGAUUCUUGGGACCGAACAUCUUUACGAAUAACGGCGACGAAUGGAAACGACAUCGUAGACUCUUCUCAGCUAACUUGGACGAGAGAAUCAGCAGAACGGUCUGGACGGAGGGCUGCCAACAAUCAGUGACUAUGCGAGACUAUAUGGCCGGCCGGGCAGGCGGCGAGACGCUGGAUGGCCUACGGAGUCUGGCCGUCAAUGUCAUUGGCCAGGCAGGAUACAGCCAGAAACAGCCUUGGUCGCCUCAGCUUCGGGAACUCGGGAUGCAUACAGGAACUGACGACCGUACGGCCUAUUUCUCGACUCUUUCCAUGAUAGCCAACGCCUUUGUCCAGGCAGCUCUGGUCCCUUCUUGGGUAUUGAGGCUGCCAACCAUGCCGAGUUCGAUCCAAACACUGGGCUACCACCUUCAGAGGAUUCCUGAGUAUACCAAGUCGGUUCUUAAUGAAGAGAGAAGUAUCAUUGAGAACGAAAGCGGUGCUCGCAGCAACUUUCUGAGUCUGCUAGUUCGCCUCUCAGACGCGGAAAAACGCAGCAAGACUGGAUUUUCUCUAACGGAUGAAGAGAUCAGCGGCAAUCUUUUUGUUUUCACAACAGCAGGUUUCGAAACGACCGCGAACACCAUGGGAUAUUCCGUGGCAUUACUCGCCGCACACCCGCAAUAUCAAGACUGGUUGCGCGAGGAAUUGCAAGGUUUGGAUCUCGAUCCCACGACAUGGGCUUACGAUGACGUUUUUCCGAAAUGCAAGCGAACAUUGGCCAUCAUGCUGGAAACGUUGCGCCUGUUCCCGCCGGUUCUUCAUAGCAUGCGUGCAAUCCACGAAUCCCAACAGUUCGUCAGCGAGAGGGGAACACACUCUCUCUUUCCGCCAAUGGAUAUCUUCAUAAGUCAAGCCGCCAUUCAUCUCGACCCUGAAUAUUGGGGCCCAGACCCUGAGGCUUUCAGGCCAACUCGGUGGAUCGAUGGUGCAGGCCAGGUCAUAACACCCGCCAAAGGCACCUUUAUCCCCUGGUCCGAGGGGGCGAGAAUGUGUCCUGGUAUGAAGAUGUCUCAGGUCGAGUUUGUCUCAACUAUAGCCACUUUAUUCCGGUCCUCCAAAUGCGAGGUUCUCCCGACAGGGGGGUUGUAUCGGGCUGAGGAUCUGCAACAGAGGCUGAAAGACUUGAUGGCUGAUUCAGUCACAAAGCUGACUCUACAAUUCCGAGACCCUAAUGCAGUGUUGCUACACUGGAUGCAAGAUGGAUUUUGCGAAGAAUCGGUAGUGAAUACAUAA
Molecule: messenger RNA, 1689 nt
Organism: Penicillium chermesinum
Lineage: Eukaryota; Fungi; Ascomycota; Eurotiomycetes; Eurotiales; Aspergillaceae
Product: cytochrome P450
Exons: 5
Coding region: 1-1689 (562 amino acids)
Molecular function (GO): monooxygenase activity; heme binding; iron ion binding
Source: RefSeq, a predicted model, not a curated record